AAUUUAGUCAAAGACUAGCAAGCGCUUGUGGCAGAAACAUCGCACAGAGUUGGUGCUCGCUCUCGUCAGCGAGAGCUGAAUUUCACAGAAACGCGCGACGUGUGCUUCACUUUCGACGUUUGACGCUCAGAGAUCGCGCGAGCUCUUUUCCUAGGUUUAUUUUUUUCACCGUGCUCGAGGUCGCGAUCGUGCUGCGGAUCGAUGGAGAGUGUGACGUACGAGUGAGUGUCCGUGAGACUCCAGCCAGUGCGACGGCGGCUUUCGUGUUUACGACGGAGUCACAAGUUACGUCUCUUGAUGAAACAAAACGGGACUAUGUGAAACACAUUUCGCAAUCAACGGCAAUAAUUGUUAGCAUUAAUGAGCUUUGAGAAAGCCGCAAGGGGACCGUUAGAUUUAAGCUGCAAUCCAUAUUUGUCAUUCUCGGCGAUGUACUAGUCGCUCUCGUGAUGUGUGAACAAAAGGUGCCGGGACAUGAUUGUUUGUUGUGAGUGACUGCCGAUACCACCGGUGCCGUGUUACAAUAACGAUUUUCGUGGAUAAUGAUUGCGAUUGUUAGAAGGUACUCUGAGAUUUAAAGAGUAUUUUCGAAGAGACCGAAAAUAAUCUGGAAAUAUAAAAAAAAAUAGACAUCAUCGAAGUGGUGAAUGUCUCCUGCGGUCUGACGGGAGUUAGUGCGUUCCAGUGAUAAUCCGUAUACAGUGUUGAUCGAGAAUAGGCACGUCAGGGAGUCAACGAUCAGCGGUGAACGCUCGAUCGACUCUAAAGAAGACAGUUAUCGAAGUCGCCGCGACGAUGCGGCGGAUCUAAUCCGCGAGGCGCUCGCAAAUUCCGUUGAUCCCGUUAAAGUGGGUUGUCUAUUCGGGAAGCGUACGAUAAUCGUACGAUGAUGCCGCUCGCGCCGACGCCAAUCGUCCCGGUGCCAUCUAAGCCGAAGAUCGGCUUUAGCAUAGACUCGAUAGUUGGCGGCGGUGGACAGGGCGGUCGCGAGGAUCGUCUGGACCGGCUCGAGCGGGUCGAGAUCGAGCGCGACGAUGGCAGCCCGAUGGAGAUAGUCGAGGGCUCUUCGUCGCCACGGGCGCGCCGGGCUGCCGCGAGAUCGCCCGGCGCUCACUCCGAAGGUUCCGAUCGGCCUGUCUCCAGGAGCUCGUCCGUCGAAUCAUACCCGAAUUCGCGAAGAACGCCAUCGCACGCCGCCGGCGGCGGCGGCGGCCAUCAUCAUCAUCACAGCGCUAAUCAUCACAGCCAUCCGCACUCUCAUCAUCAUCACAACCUGUCCGCAACGACGCAUCUGGAUUUCGGUCGGACGACUGUGCACAGUCACAGCGGUGGGUCUACCCCGAACAAUAGUCCCAGUCCGCCGCAUAGGAUACCGCAUGGAGACUCACCGGUUGGCGCGCAUCCUCAACCACCUCCGGGAGUCGUGAGGCCCAGUCCGAACUACCUCGCGCCACCGCGCGCCGCGACGGCUGCGGCCGUAGCCGCGGAACAGCUCAAGUCUCUUUAUGGAUUGCCAGGCCACAGUCCGGCGGGUCCGCAAACUGGUCAGAACGAGUAUCACACGCAGCAGCAAUUGGCCCUGGCCGCGAAUCUGGCCGCGGCCCAGCACUUCCAGGCGGCGAAUCUUGCGGUAGCGCUCCAGGCGCAUCACGGCGCGUCACCUCAUGGACCGCCGCAUGGGCCUUAUUCGCACGGCGGAGCGCCGGGCGGGCCUCAUCCGCCGCCCCAUCCUCAUCAGCCGCCCAGGGACAGCUACCCUUUGUAUCCUUGGCUGCUCUCGAGGCACGGCAGGAUCUUCCCGCAUAGAUUUCCGGGAGGUCCUGAUAUACCUGGUUUUCUACUUCAACCCUUCAGAAAACCGAAGAGAAUAAGGACUGCCUUCAGCCCGAGUCAACUAUUGAAGCUAGAACACGCUUUCGAGAAAAAUCAUUAUGUCGUCGGCGCGGAAAGGAAGCAAUUGGCUCAAGCGUUGUCGUUGACGGAAACACAGGUGAAAGUGUGGUUUCAAAACCGGAGGACAAAACACAAACGGAUGCAACAGGAGGAAGAGGCUAAGGCUCAGCAACAAUCGGGCGGCGGGGGCGGUAACGGCGGUGGCGGUGGUAAUGGAAACGGCAAUAACAACAGCAACAAUAAGAACACGCAUCACGUCAGCAAAUGGCAGCAGGAGACCGGUGACUACCAUCACGAGGAAGACGAGGAGGAGGAGCACAUCGAUCCGGAAGCCGAGGAGUGCUCGAGCGGCUCUGAAGCGUAGCUAGACGUUCUCUGCCUGGAUUAGGUUCCAGGAAUGCAUGGAAUAUCCCGAGUGGAGCUCCGAAAGAGCCUCCGUUUGAGGUGGGACCUGUUUGAGAGAUCGCGCGAGACCGACGCGACCGACUUAGACCGCGCGCGGUUCGGAUUUUCUCGCGACAUUGGCUGCGUAUCGAGAAAUUGACUUCGCCGUGCGCGAACGAGGCUAUCGGUUCGCGACUGUGUUAAUCUUCGAGAAGCAUGGAAGACAAGUAGUAGUGAGUGAGAAUUUCCACGAGUAAGUUCCAUCGAAAUCGCGGCGCGAUCACGACAGAAUCACGGCUGUCGUUUUAAGUGCGAAUCCCGAUGCAGAGGAGAAAAGAAACUGGCAGUCAAAAGUCUCGGCGAGAGCUGUGCUUCGAUUGUAGACUGAAACUCUGAACCCUGAAGAGUUCUCUAUUAGCAAAAUCACCGGGAAGGAUUUCGUUAAAAGUUCUGCUUCGAACUUGCCAGAUUAGUCGACGGGAUAAAUACGUAAUAUAGAAUCUCGCAUCAUCUAUCUUUUUUUUUUGUAGAAUUCACAUAUUUUAUAUAUUUUUAAGCGUAAAAACAUUAAUCUUUGCGAAAAAAAUGUCAUUUAUAUCUUGGUUUUUUUAUAAUCGUGAUUAAAUGCAGUAAUUUUACGCGUACAUAAAAUAUGUGGAUAAAAGAAUUGGCGAUGGGAGCCCUAUAUUGGAUAUUUACCGUCGAUAGGCGAUGCUAGGGGAGAGAAGGGAGUGUUUUUUUUUCUUCUUCUUUUUCUUUCGACGGGAAUCACGACGUAGUUCCUCAACGGAGUUCGAUCUCCGUUUCGCGGCGUUGCCGAAGGCCAGAGAACGAUUGCGGAGAUCCGUAAAUAUCCUCGUGAUUAGGACGAGGCAUUCUCUCAGGCCAGACUAUCUUAUAACGGGUCCGGAAAAAGCGACGGAGAAAUCGAAGGCGUCCAUCGGAAACCGGCUAAUGGAGGCAUUGUCUGCGAGAGACGACGAAGCUAAAUGGACGCGCUUCCGGCGGAAAGCGGCGACGUUCAACGUAUCGAGAACGACCAAUGCUUACUUUGAGCGAAUCAUUUUUUUUGUCAACUAAAACUUUAGAAUUUUUAAAAGUAAAAUUAAACGACAAAAACUUGUUUUCAAGUUUGCUGUAAAUUUUAUUUAAAAAUUAUUUAAAAUUUUAUUUAAAAAAAAACUUUAAUUCGCUUGUAAGUUAUUCCCGAUGAUUUUAAUUGUAAAAUAAUUGUUAAAAGUUUAUUAGAAAUAUUUUAGAAUGAGGAUUGAUCGUGAAAUAUUCUUGAUUCGCUUGGACGAUGCGCCGAUUGCCACCGUCGCGUAUCGUUUACACUUGCAUUGCCAUAAAAAAUUCGCCAUAAAGACUAACUGUCGUCCGAUGGUGUAAAUAAAAUGUGUAAAAUGCCGACGGACGAAUUGCAAUUCCGGAUCCUUUUCGGGAGCAUUUCUGACGACACGCUGGACGCGAAUGUAAAUAGAUAAUCGACGUGAAUCACACAACAAGAUGCACUGAGUGCGCGUGUAUACGCGUUUAUGUACGCAGGAACGUAAGUAAAAUAGUGAGUGCCAAACUUCGUACCCUUAGCGAAAGAUCCCAGUGUAAACGAGUUGUAUUUGCAGUUGUAUUUAAGUCGUUGUUCCGCGCGAGCGAGCAGUAUUCCUUUCGUCGAUCGAUGUUUCGAGAUAUGUACUGACGAUUUAAAUUAUUAUUGCUAAUAUAUGUUAGACCGGGAUCUCGUGCGCCGUAACCGAGCCGUCAUAUUUGUAAAAUAUAUAUUAUAUCUUACGUUCCAACCCCUCGAGAUCGUAAUAUUGAUAUAUGGACGUAUUCCCUCGAUAUUUUAAUAUUACUUUAGCAAACGUGGUAUUAACAUAUCGUAUUCUCCCGAUAUUUUAAUAUUACCGAGCAGCGCGCCGUGUUUGGCAUGAGAGUAUUAUGAUUUAAUUCGAUAAGUUUGCUUAUCGAGUUCAGUUACAUGAAAAGAACACUUGCUGAAAUAUCUAACAAUUGUGCCAAAUAUAGAUCUGAAAAUAAUUUUUGUUAGACAAUUAAAAUUCAUCAACAGAGCACUCGAAUUUUUUGCUGCAAUAUGACCUCAUUUUAUUUCAUUCGUCAACCAGAUCGAGUACUUCGAUUGGUGCAUGAAAUCGAUAAAUUUUGAUUGUCCAACAAAAAUUAUUUUCAAAAUUAUUUUCCGUAUCUGGCACAAUUUUUAGACAUUUCAGCGAAAGUGUUCUUUCCGUGUAGAGAGUUUAUUUCUGAAGCGCUGCGCGUUUAAGUUCCAUGCGGCGACGCUUUUCCACUCGCUCAAGAAUUCGCUCGAUUGCGGCGCAGGGCUUUCGCUUGUAAAUAAUCUUGUACAUAAAAAAGAUUAUAGAAACUAAUAAGUAACGGAUAUCGAAUGAAACAAUUCGAGUUCUUUAGCGAUAUAGCUAAAUAAAUUAUAAUACUAUA
Linepithema humile (Argentine ant) is the source of this 4734-nucleotide messenger RNA. Its product is annotated as homeotic protein empty spiracles-like. The record is from RefSeq and is a predicted model, not a curated record. Gene Ontology annotation, molecular function: DNA-binding transcription factor activity, RNA polymerase II-specific; RNA polymerase II cis-regulatory region sequence-specific DNA binding. Gene Ontology annotation, biological process: central nervous system development; regulation of transcription by RNA polymerase II; neuron differentiation. Gene Ontology annotation, cellular component: nucleus. Lineage: Eukaryota; Metazoa; Arthropoda; Insecta; Hymenoptera; Formicidae.